AUGCCUUCUAAGCGUAUCAUAACCAAGGCGGCCGAUCAGGACGUGAAAAGACGUAAGUCCCCUCGUUUGGAGUCCAGAUUCCAGCUUCAGUCCGUGGAAGUCAAGAUCGAAGAGGAGGUGCCAGUCAAAGAGGAAGAAGUCAUCAAGACGGAAACACGCGUGCAAACGGAGGCGAUAAAGACAGAGGACACCAAAGAGGUUGAGGUCAAAGAAGAGGAGACGUGUUCCGCUGAGGUAUCUCCUAUCAACGGGACGUGUUUCUCCACGGUCAAGGACUCUGAUCUCGCUGAAGGCCAACCGAAGAACUGGCAACACAUCUACAAUGAGAUUAUUGCCAUGAGGGCCAAGAUCGCCACGCCUGUGGACUCUAUGGGCUGUGAAAAAAUGCCCGAUACUCUUUCGCCAGCAUUACUGCAAAAUCGGCCUCAGCUCUACCGGUUUCAGCUCCUCAUUCUGCUUAUGCUUUCUUCCCAGACGAAGGACGAGAUCAACUACGAGGCGCUGCAGAACAUGAAAGCCCAUUUCAUUUCCAAAGGUUUUGAAAAUGGCGUUUGCAUCGAGGCUGUCCGCUCUUCCACUGAAUCUGAGCUCGAUGAGCUUAUCAAGCGUGUGGGCUUCCACCGCAGGAAGGCCAUGUACAUAAAGAAAGCCUGUGACCUACUUCACGAGAAGCACAAUGGCGAUAUUCCUAAAACAAUCGAGGAAGUCGUUGAGCUUCCUGGAGUGGGUCCCAAAAUGGGGCAUUUGCUUCUCCAGUUCGGCUGGGGCAUCAACAGUGGUAUUGGGGUGGAUGUGCAUAUCCACCGCUUAGCGCAGAAAUGGGGUUGGGUGCGAAAAACCGAUAAGCCUGAGGCCACUCGGUUGGAGCUCGAACUGUGGCUUCCACGCAGGCUUUGGGCACAGGUCAAUCCGUUAUUGGUGGGAUUCGGUCAAACCGUUUGCAACUCGCAGAUUUCGAAUUGUGACGUCUGUACGUUGUCGAAGGGCCUAUGUAGGGGUGUGAACAGGAAGCUCCUUAAGGGUCCUAUUAGCGAAGAAAGGCUAGCAAAACUCCGUCGCCAACGUGCGGAUUUGCUGCCGUUAGUGGAGAUUUAG
Candidozyma duobushaemuli is the source of this 1095-nucleotide messenger RNA. It is a transcript of the gene NTG1, whose product is annotated as bifunctional N-glycosylase/AP lyase. The transcript has a single exon. The coding region runs from base 1 to 1095 and encodes 364 amino acids. Gene Ontology annotation, biological process: base-excision repair; base-excision repair, AP site formation; nucleotide-excision repair. Lineage: Eukaryota; Fungi; Ascomycota; Pichiomycetes; Serinales; Metschnikowiaceae. Gene Ontology annotation, molecular function: DNA-(apurinic or apyrimidinic site) endonuclease activity; oxidized pyrimidine nucleobase lesion DNA N-glycosylase activity; DNA binding. Gene Ontology annotation, cellular component: nucleus. The record is from RefSeq and is a predicted model, not a curated record.